AUGAUUGAUUUAUUACCAAUGUUAAAUUCUUAUAAAGAUUGGUUUACACAAGACUGGCAUGAUAAGAUAAGAGAUUAUGAAUGGAAUCCUACUCGUCUUAAGGAUGCAAAAACAAAAGAAGUAGAAACGGAUAGCGUGCCUUUUAGCAUACACCAGGAACAACUAUACCCAGGAAGAAGUCAGACUCAGAGCUGUCACACACACACUGUCACUAGUAACUUUGCAACAAUGGUUUUCUUAACCGUUGCCAAUUUGGUGCGAGCUCGAGGACCUGAUGAGUUCUGGAGGAAGAGAAAGAUUUUUAGAUUGGCGGCACAUUAUAUUGGACGUCGAAGAAAUUGUUAUUCUGUUGCCGUACGUAAUGUGCACCGGGCUUUGGUUUAUGCUACCAAAGCUCGAAAAUUGAAAAAAGAAGAUAUGAAAGAUCUUUGGGAUACUCGCAUAUCAGCAGCUUGUGCACAGCACAAUUUAACAGCAUUUUCUUUGAAAGAAGGAUUAGAUCGAUCAAAUAUAAUGUUGGAUCGAAAGUCCCUAUCAGAUUUGGCAGCAUGGGAACCACAAACAUUCCAGUGUCUGGCCGCUAUAGCUAAAGAAAAACUACGCCUUGAUAAAUUCAUUGAUACCACUGAUAAAAAAGAGCCAACUGGAGUAAAUUUAAAUCUUAAGGAUGUUAUGUUAGAUGCUUGGCUUAAAGAAAAGAAG
Brenthis ino (lesser marbled fritillary) is the source of this 702-nucleotide messenger RNA. The record is from the annotation of a GenBank genome assembly. NCBI's taxonomy places the organism in Eukaryota, Metazoa, Arthropoda, Insecta, Lepidoptera, Nymphalidae.